AUUGUCACGACAAUGACAUUGAUAAAAGAUUGAGGUUAUCAAAUCAAUUUUCAGGAAAUAAUCUACAUAAUCUUGAUAAUUAAGAAUAAAAUUAUGUGUAAUUAAGUGUUUGCCUCGUAGAAUAUUAAGUGUAAUUUUAUAAAAAUGUGGCAACUGCUGCAAACGAGCUCUUGUCAGCUUGUUAGACAAAGACUGCUAACAGCUAAAAGCAAUGUAUAUUUUACGAAUCUUAUGAAAAAUAAGCCGUCAAAUGUCGUAAAACGAUAUUUUUCGGAGGUCAAAACUUCGUCGGAGAAAAAUGCGAAGCCGGGGUUGUUGCUGCUCUGUAGUCCUUGGAAGUUGUGUACCGGGGUCAGUUUAGCGUUGGGGGCUCGUUAUUUCCUUAGCAACGGUCCUGCUUACUGCAAGGCGCACACAGUUCCUUCUAGGGUUAUACAAAGGAGGCCGAAUGUUGAGGAAGACAAUGCCAAGUUUGACUGGGAUAAAUUCCUCUCUUAUUUACAACCUCAUAAAUGGCUUUUAAUAGCUGCUGUAGGGUCAGCAUUAGUGGUGGCAUUCUUCAAUGUGUACAUACCAGCCGUGUUAGGAGAAGUUGUGAAUGUAUUGGCAAACCAGAGGUCGAAUCCUACGGCAGACUUCAUGGACAACAUCAGAGUGCCCGCGCUCAAACUGGUUGCCCUGUACAUUGGUCAGGCAAUAUUCACAUUCAUGUACAUCCACCUGCUAUCACAAGUGGGGGAGAGAGUGGCUGCGCAGAUGAAGCAGGAGCUCUUUGAGUCCAUACUGAGGCAGGACAUCGCAUUCUUUGACCAGGAGAGGACCGGCGAGCUUGUCAAUAGGUUAACAGUAGAUGUCCAAGAUUUCAAGAGUUCCUUCAAACAAACUAUUUCUGGUGGACUCAGAGCUACUACACAGGUGGUCGGUUCUUCAGUCAGUCUGCUGGUGAUAUCACCGCAGUUAACAGGACUCACACUACUGUGCGUGCCUUCAGUAGUCAUUGGAGGCACAUUCAUUGGGUCCUUGCUUAGGAAGCUCUCGAGAGAGGCGCAGUCGCAGAUAGAAAAAUCUACUCUCGUAGCGGAGGAGGCGAUAGCGAAUAUGCGCACUGUGCGUGCGUUUGCAGGCGAGGAGAACGAAGCGCAGCUGUUUGCGCAGGAGUGCAAGGCGGCUGCUGAACUUAGUAUGGAGUUAGGAUUGGGUAUCGGACUGUUCCAAGCUGGAACUAAUUUGUUCCUCAAUGGCAUGGUCCUAGGUACAAUGUUCAUGGGUGGGCACUUGAUGGCGUCUGGCCAGAUGUCUGCCGGUGACGUCAUGGCGUUCCUGGUCAACGCACAGACUGUACAACGAUCUGUAGCACAACUGUCCUUGUUAUUCGGGUCUGUCGUCAAAGGACUCAGCGCUGGAGGACGCGUGUUCGAGUACAUCAACAAGAAGCCAGUGAUGGACAGCUCUGGUUCGAAGGUGAUCCGGUACCACGAGUUCCACGGAGACAUUGAGUUCAAGGACGUCAGCUUCUCAUACCCUAGCAGACCAGAAGCGACAGUAUUGAAGAACUUCAACCUGAAGAUACCGGCGGGUAAGACCGUGGCCAUCGUCGGCACGUCUGGCAACGGCAAGUCUACGAUAGCUUGUCUGUUGGAGAGGUUCUACGACGUAGACGCAGGCCAGGUGACAAUAGACGGUGUAGACGUGCGGGAGAUGGACUGCAAGUGGCUGAGGGGCCGAGCCCUGGGCAUCAUCAGCCAGGAGCCCGUACUCUUCGCCACCACCGUCAAGGAGAACAUCCGAUACGGACGACCUGAGGCCAGCGAUGAGGAUGUAUACAGAGCCGCUCAAACAGCGAACGCUCACGACUUCAUAGUAGGCUUCCCCAACGGGUACGAUACGCUAGUGGGGGAGCGAGGGAUGUCCCUCAGCGGGGGACAGAAACAGAGGAUAGCCAUCGCUAGAGCCGUGCUCAAGAACCCACCCGUACUCAUAUUGGAUGAGGCUACAAGUGCCCUGGACUCGGCGAGCGAGAAAGUAGUACAAACAGCGCUAGAGACGGCGGCUAAAGGUCGCACCGUACUCGUCAUCGCGCACCGACUGUCCACUGUGAUGAAUGCAGACCUUAUUGUCGUGUUGAACAAGGGAAAUAUUGUGGAGAUGGGCACCCACGCUCAAUUGAAGAAGCAAAAAGGUUUCUACUGGAACCUCAUCAAGCAGCAGGAUCAGUCGGCUGAAGCUAACACGGCUGGUAUGGCUAGCAUGGCUUUAUGAGAGCAUUUUGACGUACAAUCUACCAAUAAAUAAGAGCAAUUGAAUUUGACACUUAAGGUACUGGUAAUAAAGUGUAUUAUUUUGUAGAUACUCUAGUAAUCAGUUAGAAACCGGAGCAAUUGAAUUUGACACUUAAGGUACUGGUAGUAAAGUAUAUUAUUAUGUAGAUACUCCGGUAUUCAGACAAUCCUAAAGGUGUUUGUUUUGGUGCCUCUUGCUUUGUUAGUUUAUGGCCUGAGUCUGAGGUGUAGGGUUUGUAGGACCCACGACACUGGAGAAAAUUCUAUCAUGAAGCUUCUAGACAGCAGAAAAAAUAUCAAUAAACUAGAUUGUGUGAGGAAUUAUGUAAAGGAAAAACAUUGUGAUGUGAUGAGCCGACACUUAGUGACUUAUGAUAUAAAGUAAAAAGGAUAUAUUUAUAUUACAUAUUUAUUAUUGCACGUAGUUUUAAAAAUACACUAUACGCAGUAAUGAACAAAAACCUGCUUAAUACUGUGAAUUAGAGUACUCAAUAAAUUAGUCCAUAGUUAGUUGAAUAUUUCAAUGAAAUACUUAAUUUUUAGACGGUAAAUGGAACUGUUACACCUUUAUAAACCUUAUUUCGUGACCGAUGACAGCUGUCAAAAGUGACAGUUGACAGAUGUAAGUGACGUUACUAUUCUUAUUUCGAUAAAAAUAUAAUCCGGCCGUCUCAAAUUGCUUAUGUCUUCACAAUACUACGAAUAAUAUAAUUGCUAUCCUGUAUAGUCUGAGGGCUUAGUACGAGUUUGUAUUGUGUUUAACAAAAUCGACGCGUUACCCUGUUCUGUGAUAUGAUUGGCUGCUACAAUAAACCAACCAAUCAGAGCGCCGAAUGCGGUAGCGUUUGUAUACAACGCACUUGUGUUGCUACCAAUAGUAGGUAGAUUAAGAACUAAUAGCUCAAUUUAGCUAUCUUUUUUAAAUAUUAGUUAUUUAAUUGUAUACAAGUGUAUACUGUUUAGUCCUGAUUUUUAUAACAAAUGGCUACCUAUAAGUGCUAGUGAUUAGUUUUAAGGGUAAUAAUUUAUUUACUUGUUUUAUUUUGAUUAUAAAAUUCUCAGUAACAUCACAGAAUCUAGGAAAGUUAUGAUUAAGUUCAAAGUAACGAUAGAUUUAUUGUAAUGUUCAAAUGAUAAAGGUGAAUAUUGAUCUAAUUGUAUCUAUGACAAUACGCUUAUGGUGGGUCACAAUUCAAAUUGUACAAUACAUCACACAUACAUAGUUUCCUCAGUCAAAAAUAAAUUAUUUCGACUGUUCAAUACAAUAAAAUGUACAAAAAUAAUCACACUUUCAUUCAUAGAUUUGAUGGUCAACAUAAUUUUCCAAAUUUUCUAGAAACGAGUCUGCUAUUUGACAUAAAAAUUUGAAGACGUCAUAACGAACUAUUUCAUACAAAAUAACGUUUUUGACGCUUAUUAGUUUACUGUAAAACGACUUAUUUAGAUUCCGUGCUGUUACUGCGAAUUUUCACAAAGAUAUUAUUUUGUGAAUCACAAAUGUAAUGUAUAUGGUGUGUAUUAAUUUUUCAGGUUAUUUUUUAGUAAUAAAAGUAAACAAUUUAUUUAUUUACAUAGCAAAAUGUAUUAAAGUGUCCUUACAUUGAUUGAUGAAUUCCAC
Messenger RNA from Spodoptera frugiperda (fall armyworm), 3897 nucleotides. RefSeq names its product mitochondrial potassium channel ATP-binding subunit. Gene Ontology annotation, molecular function: ATP binding; ABC-type oligopeptide transporter activity; ATP hydrolysis activity. Gene Ontology annotation, biological process: transmembrane transport. Lineage: Eukaryota; Metazoa; Arthropoda; Insecta; Lepidoptera; Noctuidae. Gene Ontology annotation, cellular component: membrane. The record is from RefSeq and is a predicted model, not a curated record. Bases 145 to 2259 code for a protein of 704 amino acids. The transcript has 14 exons.